Molecule: messenger RNA, 3982 nt
Organism: Rhineura floridana
Lineage: Eukaryota; Metazoa; Chordata; Lepidosauria; Squamata; Rhineuridae
Gene: FDXR
Product: ferredoxin reductase
Exons: 12
Coding region: 71-1594 (507 amino acids)
Biological process (GO): ubiquinone biosynthetic process
Cellular component (GO): mitochondrion
Source: RefSeq, a predicted model, not a curated record
CUUUUUGGCGAAAACUGUCUAAGGUGGUGGGGUGGCCGCAAGCGUUCGGUGUUGUCACGCUGCUCUCAGGAUGAGCCGCGGUGGGGGGAUCCUUUCCUGGAGAAAGGCACCCAUACUUUGCUCCUUGCUGCCCAAUGGCUCCCUCGCGAGGAAGCAGCGUCCCUCUGUUCUCGGAUCGGUUCUGUUCUUGGGAAUCAAGAGGCUUCUUUCCACAGCUAAGUCCAUACCUCAGAUAUGUAUUGUAGGCGGUGGACCUGCUGGAUUCUACACAGCACAACACCUCCUGAAGCACCACAAACUAGCUCAGGUGGAUAUAUAUGAGAAACUGCCAGUUCCCUUCGGCCUGGUUCGUUUUGGAGUAGCCCCAGACCAUCCAGAAGUAAAGAAUGUGAUCAACACAUUUACGCAGACAGCACGAUCUGAUCGCUGUUCCUUUUACGGGAAUGUGACCGUAGGGAAGGAUUUAACUGUGGAGGAGCUGCAGAAAGCGUACCAUGCAGUGGUUUUGAGCUAUGGAGCCGAGGACAAUCGAACCCUUGGGAUUCCAGGGGAGGACCUUGCAGGAGUCUAUACCGCCAGAGCAUUUGUGGGAUGGUACAAUGGCCUGCCUGAGAACAGAGAUCUGAAACCAGACCUGAGCUGUGAGACUGCCGUGGUCCUAGGGCAUGGGAAUGUGGCUCUGGACGUUGCCCGGAUUCUCUUAUCGCCUCUUGAAAUACUUCGGAAAACCGACAUCACGGAAGAGGCGCUGGCAGCCUUGGCCUGCAGCAAAGUCAAGCGGGUGUGCCUUAUAGGGAGGAGGGGUCCCCUCCAGGUGGCUUUCACCAUAAAGGAGCUGCGGGAGAUGAUCAACUUACCUAGUGCUCGACCUCACCUAGAUCCUGCAGACUUCAGAGGCAUUGUUGAUGAUGUUAAAGAUGUUCCCAGGCCUAGGAAGCGGCUGACUGAGUUGAUGGCCAAAACGGCUUUAGAAGAGCCUGGGGAGGUGAUGGCUGACCGUUGGGUUUUGGCAUCCCGAGAGUGGAGCCUGAAGUUUUUGCGCAGCCCGCUGGAAGUGUUGCCCGGUGCUGAUGGAAAGCGAGCCAGAGCGAUCCGAAUGGCUGUCACCAGGUUGGAAGGUUCAGGAGACACUGCUAAGGCAGUUCCCACCGGAGACACUGAAGACCUGAUAAGUGGGUUGAUUCUCAGCAGCAUUGGAUACAAGAGCCUCCCAAUUGACCCUGCUGUACCCUUUGACCCCAAGCAAGGUGUUAUCCCUAACCAUUUGGGCAGAGUUCUUGGGGCACCAGGACUCUACUGCAGUGGCUGGGUAAAGAGGGGCCCCACAGGUGUAAUCAUCACCACUAUGAAUGAUAGCUUUGACACAGCCCAGUCUGUGCUGGAGGAUCUACAGUCUGGUGCACUGGACAUUUCCGAUGCCAAGGAAGGAUUUGAAUUAGUGAGGAGCAUCCUUCAGUCCCAACGUGUCCACCUAGUUUCCUUUUCGGACUGGGAGAAGAUUGAUGCUGCCGAAGUGGCAAGAGGCAGGCUGUCAGGGAAGCCUCGGGAGAAGAUUGGAGAUCCAAAAGAAAUGCUUGAAUUGAUAGGUCCCUGAGAUACUGUUGCGAACUGGCCAAGAGCUAUCUGUGUUAUGGCCGUGCAGCUCUCAAAGGUGCUUGGCCACCAAAGAUGGUGAAAACUAUAAUUCAUCAUCCUACAGAUGUGUCGAAAACAGAGAACAUGGUAUGCAGUAGUGAGAUGGCAGUGCUGGCUCUGGACUGAAAGUGAUGUGAAUAUGCUGAAAGCUUCUUGCUGCUACUAGCAGCGGGGUUUGGCCCAGACCACUGCCUGUCUUCAUUCUCUUUUCACAAGGGAUCUCUCUGUGUGUUUUUUUCCUGGACCUUACACCUGGUUUAGAGUCCUGUUCUAAGAAGCCUUGGCUCACUUCUCUCUCUGCUGUAGUCAUUGCAGAAAAAGUGGCCUGUAAAUUGUUAAAGCGAGCAAUUUAAAAAUGUUUAAUAUUCAGGGCUUUCUAAGUGCCUUACUUGUUCUUGCAGGGUUGCUUCUUUGUUUUGCCCAGUUCACAUCUCCACAUAAUGAGAUUAACACAAACUAUUUUAACAAGACAAAGCCAGGCAUAAUCCCCCCCACCCCGUAAUUAGAAAAUCCUUAUGACUUUUUGCCAUUGCUGCUUCUGACAUAAUGAAAUCCUUCAUAGAGCACUCCAUUUGCACCCUGAUUAAAACAUGCUGAACAUAAAACCAAGUCAAAAAACUUCAGAGAGAGGAACUAAAACUUGGAUGAAUAAUCAUAAGGAGAAGCCAUAUAGGAUAGGCAACUUCAGUCAUCUUUUUCUUUCACCCUGAAACUCAAAUUAUUCCUUCCCACCCACAGCCCAACCUUGAUGUCAGAUUGCAGAUUGUAUAACCAUUUUAAAAUAAAGCUCUUUCUCAAAUAAAGUGAACCUGGGUCAGCAGACUCGAAUCCAGCUUUCUUAUCUAGCGUAUGUGCUUUAGCCUUAACGCAAGCUGGAAAACCUACAGCAGGAGCACGAUGGAGAGCUGGGAACUACAAGGCUGCUCUUCGCAAACUUGAACAAUCCUUGACUAUUUCAAGCACAAGCUCACUGUCAAUAAAUCAUGGGAGAUUAUCUUUUCUUGUUGGAAACUCCGACAGAAGUUGAAUUACUGCUAAAGGAGCAUACAUGCUAAGGGAGCAUACAUGCAUGAUUAAUUAGCUUGCUCCUGAGGCAUGCUACAAUAGAAAGUUCAGAUAGGCAUUAUUGGCAGCUUCUUGAGUUAUUAUACAACCACAAGAGUGGCUGUAUACUAUAGCCAGCUUGGAUUUUUCACAUUCCGCAAUGUUAAAUUGAAAAUACCCCCAUGCCAUUCUGAUGCUUCCCAUAAGCUCAUUUCAAAACAAAACCUUACAAAACGUAUAGUACUGAACUCAGAAACGCUUGCUUAACAACUGCGAAUUUUCAUGGCGAUACACAAAACAGUCAGAGAAUCGAGAGUUCAAAGUCUAAAAAGAGAGAAAAAAACCUCAGAGCCCUUUUGGACUUUUUUCUCUGAGAGUUCUCAUAAUCUGUUGAAAUUCAUUAAAAAUCAGCCAUGUUCACAGAGUACCUGUAAUCCCAAUGCUGACCUUGCCCCAUACUCUGACCUUCAUCUUCUGCAGUUUAAAAGUUAAAAAAAAUGCCUGGCUGAUUUUUAAUUUAAGAAAUUUUGGCUGGCACCCUAUGAUAAUGCGGGGCAUGCUCAGUAAGAACCAACUGUCAGUGUUCUAAAAGCCUCACAGCUGCUGGGCUUGGCUAAUUGGGGCCACACCAACACCAGACUUUGAUUUCACGUGAGACAGUCAUGGCUUCCCUCAGAGAAUCCUGGGAAGUGUAGUUUGUGAAGGGUGCUGAGAGGGGACUCCUGUUCCCCUGAGAGAAUGGUUUAACAGUCAGCCACUCUGAUUGAAGGUCUGUGAGGGGACCAGGGUGUCUCCUAGCAACUCUCAGCACCCUUCACUAACUACACUUCCCAGGAUUCUUUGAGAGAAGCCAUGACUGUCCAAAGUGAAAUAAAGGCCUGGUGUGGAUGUGGCCAGGGACAGCUUUGGUUUAAAUUUGGGUGGGAGGCUGCAUGUGCCUGCUGUAGAAUAAAAAGGUGGGGGAAACACUGAAAAGCAAUGAUACUGAUCACAGUGUUUUCCUUUUGCUCUCUGCUAUCUUUUUGGUGCCUUUUGAAGACCUUUCCUCUUUUAACAAGCCUUUUAAGUUGAGACUUAUCCCAGUCCGCGUCUUUGUUAGAAUUUCUUUUAAUAUGUUUUCUUUAAUAAUGUUUUUAACCCUUUUUUAAAAAAAGAUGUUUUUAAAGCUUUUUAAAAAUGUUUUUAACGUUGUUUUGUUUUAAUGUAUUUUAAGGUCUUUUUAUGAUGUUUUAAAGUGUUUUUAUCAUUUCUGUUUGCCGCCCCGGGCUACUGCUGGGAGGAAGGGCGGGAUAUAAAUCAAAUA